AAAUACCACAACAACUCCCGGAGUAGCCCAACUACGUCUGAAUUCCUCCCCUCCACUUUUCCGUCGUUGUCAUCGUUGCGCCUUUCACUAGCCGCCGCCCCCGCCGCACCAUGCUGGCACUUCAAUCUCCAACUGUUCGAGCGUCUCCAUUUGACCCGCUUCGCAAAUCUCUCAAUGCGCCCAAAAGAUCCAAGAAGAAAGUUCAUUUCAUUUCUGCCACUGUGUCCCCCAAAGUUUCUGCUCCCAAGAGAGAGAAGGACCCAAAGAAGCGGGUGGUGAUAACGGGAAUGGGACUUGCCUCUGUGUUCGGCAACGACGUCGAUACAUUCUAUGAGAAGCUUCUUGCGGGUGAAAGCGGAAUCGGUCCCAUUGAUCGAUUUGAUGCCUCCAAGUUUCCCACGAGGUUCGGCGGGCAGAUCCGAGGGUUCACCUCCGAAGGUUACAUUGAUGGCAAGAACGAUAGGCGGCUCGAUGGUUGCCUUCGGUACUGCAUUGUUGCUGGCAAGAAGGCCCUCGAGCAUGCUGACCUUGGCGCUGAUAAGCGUUCAAAGAUUGAUAAGGAACGCGCCGGUGUGCUAGUUGGGUCAGGAAUGGGUGGUCUUACUGUCUUUUCUGAUGGUGUCCAGGCUCUAAUAGAGAAGGGAUACCGCAAGAUAACACCUUUUUUCAUUCCUUAUGCCAUAACUAAUAUGGCUUCGGCAUUGCUUGGAAUUGAUCUUGGUUUUAUGGGUCCAAAUUAUUCUAUUUCAACUGCAUGCGCUACCUCCAACUAUUGUUUUUAUGCUGCUGCGAAUCAUAUACGGAGGGGAGAGGCUGAUCUAAUGAUAGCAGGUGGGACUGAAGCUGCCAUCAUUCCCAUAGGGUUAGGGGGUUUUGUUGCAUGCAGGGCCUUAUCUCAGAGAAAUGAUGACCCAAAAACUGCUUCAAGACCCUGGGACAAGGACCGAGAUGGCUUUGUUAUGGGUGAAGGUGCUGGAGUACUGGUAAUGGAGAGUCUGGAACAUGCUAUGAAGCGAGGAGCACCCAUUAUUGCUGAGUACCUGGGAGGUGCUGUUAACUGUGAUGCUCAUCAUAUGACUGAUCCUCGAGCAGAUGGACUUGGAGUCUCUUCAUGCAUUAAAAGCAGCCUUGAAGAUGCUGGCGUGUCACCUGAGGAGGUCAAUUACAUAAAUGCACAUGCAACAUCCACUCUUGCUGGUGACCUGGCGGAGAUCAAUGCUAUUAAAAAGGUUUUCAAAAAUACUUCAGAGAUCAAAAUUAAUGCCACCAAGUCUAUGAUAGGGCACUGCCUUGGUGCAGCUGGGGGUUUGGAAGCCAUUGCCACAGUGAAAGCCAUAACAACAGGAUGGCUACAUCCUUCAAUCAAUCAAUUUAAUCCAGAACCGGAGGUUGAUUUUGAUACGGUUGCGAAUGUAAAGCAGCAGCAUGAAGUUAAUGUUGGGAUUUCUAAUUCAUUUGGAUUUGGUGGACACAACUCCGUGGUAGCCUUUUCUGCAUUCAGGCCCUGAGCAUCCAGUUUGUGUGCAGCUGUUGUAGAAGCAGGGUCUUAAUUGGGAUUUUCUUUAUUCUCCACUGAGGCUUCCUUAACUUGAUUUGGACUCAAUUUUCGAAAGCCGCAGCUGAGUUUUCAAAUAGCUUAUUUGAAAUUUAGAUUCAAGAUCGUUUUGUUGAACCCAUUAAGUUCAGUGCUUGGCCUAAUUGGUCCUUGUGUUAAUUGAAUUUCAAUCACAUACCAGAUGAAGAAAACAGCUCGAACUUAUUCUCUUAUUCGUUUUCCUCCUGCGUGCUUUUUUGUUUUUUUCAAAGUUCUUCCCUUCUUGUGUCCACUGUCAAGAUGUGUAUACGGUUGAGCUAUGACGAGUCUCUUGUAGUGAAAUAUAUUAGUUUAAUUGUUGUUAUUAUGGUCGUCGUCGUCAUUUAACUGUAAAAAACUUGAAUGGAGCUCGUGAAUGAAGUCCAGUUUGGAGUU
Messenger RNA from Neltuma alba, 1969 nucleotides. Its product is annotated as 3-oxoacyl-[acyl-carrier-protein] synthase I, chloroplastic-like. Lineage: Eukaryota; Viridiplantae; Streptophyta; Magnoliopsida; Fabales; Fabaceae. The record is from RefSeq and is a predicted model, not a curated record. Gene Ontology annotation, biological process: fatty acid biosynthetic process. The coding region runs from base 111 to 1508 and encodes 465 amino acids. The transcript is spliced from 7 exons. Gene Ontology annotation, molecular function: 3-oxoacyl-[acyl-carrier-protein] synthase activity. Gene Ontology annotation, cellular component: mitochondrion.